Macaca mulatta (Rhesus monkey) is the source of this 3591-nucleotide messenger RNA. It is a transcript of the gene CLCN1, whose product is annotated as chloride voltage-gated channel 1. NCBI's taxonomy places the organism in Eukaryota, Metazoa, Chordata, Mammalia, Primates, Cercopithecidae. Gene Ontology annotation, molecular function: voltage-gated chloride channel activity. The record is from RefSeq and is a predicted model, not a curated record. Gene Ontology annotation, cellular component: plasma membrane. Gene Ontology annotation, biological process: transmembrane transport; chloride transport.
ACCUUCCGCAUCCUGAAGAAGAGAGAUGGGCAGCUGGAGGGCUUCCAUGCAGAUCCGGCUCUACACAUAGGUUUGAGAGCAUACUCAGCAGUUUCUCAUCCAGAUCCAGGCGAUAUUUAUAGAGGGACCAGUGACAUGGAGCUGGAAGUCUACUACUGGUGACUAAGGAGGGGGACAAUGCCACUGGCUCAGCAGAGGGAAUUCCCUGUGGGGCUGUCCCUCAGGUCCUCAUCCCAACCCCCACCCCCGCACUGCACUCACACCUGCUUCGACCCCAAGCAGAUCAGAUGUGGCAGUGGGGGAUCAUGUGACGGAGAAGGGGCUAUAAAUAGCUGGAGGUGGGCAUGCUGCCCCAGACGCCUUGGGGACAGCAAGAGCAGAGGCUUAAGGAGCUACACUGGGGGAAGGACAGGGGCAAGCAGGCCAAGGCCUGGCCGGGGCUCGGGGGGAGGGAACAUGGAGCAAUCCCGGUCACAGCAGCGUGGGGGUGAACAAAGCUGGUGGGGGAGUGACCCCCAGUACCAGUAUAUGCCCUUUGAACACUGCACCAGCUACGGACUGCCCUCUGAGAACGGGGGCCUCCAGCACAGGCUCCGGAAGGAUGCAGGCCCCCGACACAACGUCCACCCCACACAGAUUUAUGGCCAUCACAAAGAACAAUUCUCAGACAGGGAGCGGGACAUAGGGAUGCCCAAGAAGACGGGCUCCAGUUCUACCGUGGACAGCAAGGAUGAGGAUCACUAUUCCAAAUGUCAAGAUUGUGUCCGCCGCCUGGGACAGGUGGUGAGAAGAAAGUUAGGGGAAGACUGGAUCUUUCUGGUGCUUCUGGGACUGCUGAUGGCUCUGGUCAGCUGGAGCAUGGACUACGUCAGUGCCAAAAGCCUUCAGGCCUACAAGUGGUCCUACGCGCAGAUGCGGCCCAGCCUUCCUCUGCAGUUCCUGGUCUGGGUCACCUUCCCACUCGUCCUCAUCCUCUUCAGCGCCCUCUUCUGCCACCUCAUCUCUCCCCAGGCUGUCGGCUCUGGAAUCCCUGAAAUGAAGACAAUACUUCGUGGGGUUGUCCUGAAGGAAUACCUCACGAUAAAAGCCUUUGUGGCCAAGGUUGUCGCCCUGACUGCGGGCCUGGGCAGUGGCAUCCCCGUGGGGAAAGAGGGCCCCUUCGUCCACAUUGCCAGCAUCUGUGCUGCUGUCCUCAGCAAGUUCAUGUCUGUGUUCUGUGGGGUAUAUGAGCAGCCAUACUACUACUCUGAUAUCCUGACGGUGGGCUGUGCUGUGGGAGUCGGCUGUUGUUUUGGGACACCACUUGGAGGAGUGCUGUUUAGCAUCGAGGUCACCUCCACCUACUUUGCUGUUCGGAACUACUGGCGAGGAUUCUUUGCAGCCACGUUCAGCGCCUUCGUGUUCCGAGUGCUGGCAGUGUGGAACAAGGAUGCUGUCACCAUCACUGCUCUGUUCAGAACCAAUUUCCGAAUGGAUUUCCCCUUUGACCUGAAGGAACUACCAGCUUUUGCUGUCAUCGGGAUUUGCUGUGGGCUCCUGGGAGCUGUAUUUGUGUAUCUGCAUCGCCAAGUCAUGCUGGGUGUCCGAAAUCACAAGGCCCUCAGCCAGUUUCUUGCUAAGCACCGCCUGCUGUAUCCUGGAAUUGUUACCUUUGUCAUUGCCUCAUUCACCUUCCCACCAGGAGUGGGUCAAUUCAUGGCCGGAGAGUUGAUGCCCCGAGAAGCCAUCAGUACUUUGUUCGACAACAAUACGUGGGUGAAACAUGCAGGUGAUCUUGAGAGCCUGGGCCAGUCAGCUGUGUGGAUUCACCCCCGCGUCAACGUUGUCAUCAUCAUCUUUCUCUUCUUCGUCAUGAAGUUCUGGAUGUCCAUCGUGGCCACCACUAUGCCCAUACCCUGCGGAGGCUUCAUGCCUGUGUUUGUGCUAGGAGCUGCAUUUGGAAGGCUGGUAGGAGAGAUCAUGGCCAUGCUGUUUCCUGAUGGUAUUUUAUUUGAUGACAUCAUCUAUAAGAUCCUACCUGGGGGCUAUGCAGUAAUUGGAGCAGCAGCGCUGACUGGUGCCGUGUCCCACACAGUCUCCACAGCUGUGAUUUGCUUCGAAUUAACGGGUCAGAUUGCUCACAUCCUGCCCAUGAUGGUGGCUGUUAUCUUGGCCAAUAUGGUGGCUCAGAGCCUGCAGCCCUCUCUCUAUGACAGCAUCAUCCAGGUCAAGAAGCUACCCUACUUGCCUGACCUUGGCUGGAACCAGCUCAGUAAAUAUACCAUCUUUGUUGAGGACAUCAUGGUACGUGAUGUGAAGUUUGUUUCAGCUUCUUACACAUAUGGGGAGUUGCGAACCCUGCUCCAGACCACCACAGUCAAGACUUUACCACUGGUUGACUCAAAAGAUUCAAUGAUCCUGCUGGGCUCGGUGGAGCGGUCGGAACUGCAGGCCCUCCUGCAGCGCCACCUGUGUCCUGAGCGCAGGCUGCGCGCGGCCCAGGAGAUAGCGCGGAAGUUGUCGGAGCUGCCUUACGACGGGAAGGCGCGGCUGGCUGGGGAGGGGCUCCCCGGCGCGCCUCCAGGGCGGCCCGAGUCCUUCGCCUUUGUGGAUGAGGAUGAAGACGAAGACGUCUCUGGGAAGAGCGAGCUUCCUCCUUCCCUUCCUCUCCAUCCCUCUACUACUGCCCCUCUGUCCCCAGAAGAGCCCAAUGGGCCUCUGCCUGGCCACAAACAGCAGCCGGAAGCACCAGAGCCUGCAGGUCAAAGACCCUCCAUCUUCCAGUCCUUGCUUCACUGCCUGCUGGGCAGAGCUCGCCCCCCAAAGAAGAAAGCAACCCAGGAUUCCACAGAUUUAGUGGAUAACAUGUCACCUGAAGAGAUUGAGGCCUGGGAGCAGGAGCAGCUGAGCCAACCUGUCUGUUUUGAUUCCUGCUGUAUUGACCAGUCUCCCUUCCAGCUGGUGGAGCAGACAACCCUGCACAAGACUCACACCCUGUUCUCACUCCUCGGCCUCCACCUCGCUUAUGUGACCAGCAUGGGGAAGCUCAGGGGCGUCUUGGCCCUGGAGGAGCUACAGAAGGCCAUUGAGGGGCACACCAAGUCUGGGGUGCAGCUCCGCCCUCCCCUUGCCAGCUUCCGGAACACGACUUCAACUCGAAAGAGUCCCGGGGGACCCCCACCUUCUGCAGAGAACUGGAACCUGCCUGAGGAUAGGCCUGGAGCCACUGGAGCAGGGGAUGUGACUGCUGCCUCCCCAGAGACCCCUGUGCCAUCCCCUUCCCCAGAGCCCCCUCUCUCCCUGGCCCCAGGCAAGGUAGAGGGUGAGCUGGAGGAGCUGGAACUGGUGGAGAGUCCAGGGCUGGAAGAGGAGCUGGCUGACAUCUUGCAGGGCCCCAGCCUGCGAUCCACAGACGAGGAGGAUGAGGAUGAAUUGAUCCUUUGACCCCCUCCCACGACCUCCUCAUAAAGACUGUCCAGAGGCCCAGUCUGAGGGUGAACUUGUGUGGGGCAGGGUGCAUCCUGAAUGUGGCGAGGUCAUGCCACAUUCCAUGCCUCUUCCAGGAAUUUUUUAAUGUGAUAGUGAUAGUCUUAAAGGAGGAAUCAGCAUUUA